AUGGAGAUUUUUGGUGCAGAAGUUUUCUCCACAAAAUCUGUUGACUGGGGAGCUGCUACUCGAGUGGCUGGAGCAAAGAUGACACUUAUUUAUCUUAUGAUGUUCUUGGUGCUUUCAACUAAUGGCGUAGCACAAUUCGGUGAAGAAGAUACUAACAAAGACACUUUCUACAUUAGUGGAAAAAUUCUUGUUGUUGCCAAGAAAAUGGGACGACCACCUCUAAAGAAUCCACAUCCUGACACUGUGAAAAGACAGAAGAGGAGAGCCAAAAGAAAGCAAGAGAUCCAGCACCACCAACAACUUCAUCAUCUCAGCCAUCACCCGAUCAACAAGCCCACCACAUCUCAAGAACAACACACACAGAGGAGAAGUGGAAGACCCCGUGGAAGAGAAUCAGCAGCAACAACUUCCUCAUCCCAUCCACCACCCUCUCAGCAAGCCACUGCAUCUCAAGAACAACACACAAAGAGAAGAAGAACAACCAAUGAAACUAAAGAUGAAGUGAUUGAGAUUGAGAAUCGACUUGAGCGAUUGAACAAGUCAUCAGUCAAGACUAUAAAAGCACAAAGUGGAGAUAUUUAUGAUUGUGUGGAUUUUUACAAACAACCAGCAUUCGAUCAUCCUUCAUUAAAGAACCACAAUUACAAUUUUCAGACGAAAUCUUCUUAUCGUCCUAAGGUGAUGAUGAACGAAAAAGAGACUCCAUACAAGGGAAGACAAGCAUCAUUAAAAAGUGGAUUUAAGGGUAAAAGUUGUCCAAUUGGAACAGUCCCAAUAAGGAGACAUACCAAAGAAGAACUUGUUAGGGCUAAAUUGUUUACAAAGACUUAUUCCUCAAGAAUUAGUCCCCUUGCACCUGAAGCUGAAGGCUUUCAUCAUGCAAUUGUUCGAACAAAAUCUAAUCCUAACAAGAAGUAUAAUGGAGCUUCUACAUCUGCAAGCAUUUACACACUUGAUAACGUCACUGGCUCACAAUAUACUUCUGGUCAAAUGACAACACAAAAUGGAGACGAUAGCAUUCGAGUUGGUUGGACAGUUAAUCCCACUUUGUACGGUGAUCAUAAGAGUCGACUAUUCACAUUUUUUAAGGCAGGUGGAUUAUCUUGUUUUAAUACAAUGUGCCCAGGCUUCGUGAUAGUUAGAACUGACAUUCCUCUGGAUGACGUUCUACCAGAGACUCACCCAGGUGUUAUUCCACAGGAAUACGACUUCUUUGUUUAUAGGGAUCGAACUACUAGGAAUUGGUGGCUUGAACUUGGAAUUUAUAAUAUUCCAAUUGGAUAUUGGCCAUCAAGCAUAUUUAGUAGUGGUUUAAAAGACUUAGCAACAUAUAUUGACUGGGGAGGAGAGACUUACAGUCCAGUUGGUCAACCUGGUCCUCCAAUGGGUUCUGGUUUAUUUCUAAAAGGGAGCACCCGUUAUGAUGCAUAUUGUAGAAAAUUAACAACUAUAAAUGAGGCUCAUGACCCAGAAGAUGCUAAAAACACUGAAAUAGUUUCUAUUGAUACUGACUUUUAUGUAGCUAAAGAUUGGGGAUUUGUAGGCGAGUCUCGGCGUCUCAUGACAUAUGGAGGACCUGGCCCUAGAUGA
This is a messenger RNA of Humulus lupulus (European hop), 1590 nucleotides long. RefSeq names its product protein neprosin-like. NCBI's taxonomy places the organism in Eukaryota, Viridiplantae, Streptophyta, Magnoliopsida, Rosales, Cannabaceae. Bases 1 to 1590 code for a protein of 529 amino acids. The transcript has 10 exons. The record is from RefSeq and is a predicted model, not a curated record.